AUGGAUGAAAAGGGGAAGUCAAGUGUGAGCGAGAGUCUGGCGAGAAGCAUAAGUAGGGGUAUCAGCAUGGCUUCCCCGGGUUGGCGGAUUGAAGAUGUGUUUUCCCCUGGUAGAGGUGGUAGUCAUGACGGACGGACAAGUCGUAAUUCCAAGGAAGACGAAGAGGCCUUGCGAUGGGCUGCACUGGAGAAACUUCCUACUUACAGUCGGAAAUUUAUAGACAAGAUUUUUAUGGACCCUGAAGAAGAUAACGAUAAGUUCUUGAAGAAGUUCAGAGAUCGGGUUGACAAGGCUGGAAUCACACUUCCAACGGUUGAAGUUCGGUUUCAAAAUUUGUCUAUAGAAGCUGAUUGCCAUGUCGGAGAUAGAGCACUCCAAACGCUGAUAAAUUCUGCCAGAAAUAUUGUUGAAUCCUUUUUCGCUAUUGUCGGGAUCAAUUUUUCCCAAAAGGCUAAACUUCAUAUUCUUAAAGAUGCAUCCGGAGUUAUCAGACCAUCAAGGUUGGCACUUCUAUUGGGUCCGCCAUCUUCUGGUAAGACAACCCUUCUGUUGGCUUUGGCAGGAAGGCUGGAUCACAGCUUAAAAGUUGAUGGAGAGAUAACUUACAAUGGUCAUAAGCUCAAUGAAUUUGAACCACGAAGGACAGCAGGAUACAUUAGCCAGAACGAUAUUCAUGCUGGAGAAAUGACCGUGAAAGAAACAUUAGAUUUCUCAGCAAGAUGCCAGGGAAUUGGAUCUCGUUUAGGUAGCUUCCCUUUUGUUACUUAG
Messenger RNA from Lactuca virosa, 768 nucleotides. The record is from the annotation of a GenBank genome assembly. Lineage: Eukaryota; Viridiplantae; Streptophyta; Magnoliopsida; Asterales; Asteraceae.